AUGUUCCGGAUGUACAGCCAUCAAAAACCGGAAACGGCAGUUCUACAUUCAUCUACCCAAGAAACUUCCCAUGGUGUUUUACUGAAAACAGCCAUUAGCAAGGUGACUUCCGGUAACAUAACAAGGGAUACUCAUAUCCUGUUUGACGAAGGAGCACAGAAGUCAUUUAUCACCGAGACGCUAGCACAAGAAUUGCAACUAUCCACAUCCGGUACAGAAACCUUACACUUAGCAACGUUUGGUAACCAAGAACAACAACUAAAACAUGUUGAUUCCGCAACGGUGUACCUCAUUACAAACCAGAAAAAGAGAAUACCGAUCAAUGUAUUAAUAGUGCCUACUAUAUCAGUACCUAUUAGUACCAGUCUACACAACACAGCGUCCCAUUUACCUUACCUGAGAGGACUGAACCUGGCACAUCCGGUUAGCGGCGAUGAGGUAUUUACAAUUUCUCUGCUGAUAGGAGCUGACCAUUACUGGGACGUCAUUGAAGAUCAUAUUAUACGCGGAUGUGGACCAACUGCAGUGAAGUCCAAGAUCGGAUAUCUUUUGUCGGGACCUGUGAAUGCAUACUGCAACAAUACUACUAGUAAGAUGAACCACAUAUUUAACGUUAUGACCACACGUGCACGAGAUGAAAACGCUAUAGAACGUUUCUGGUCGCUCGAGAGCAUAGGUAUCACUCCGUGCAAAGACGAGCAUGAGAAGACGGAUUACUUGGUGCAGUAUCAGCAGACGUCAAUUGAAUUUACAGACGAUAAGUACACUGCAGCCCUUCCAUGGAAAUUAGACCACGACCCACUUCCAACAAAUUACAACAUCACAAAGAAAAGAACUGAGAGCACGAUUCGCAGACUUAGCCAGGAACCUGAUAUGCUAAAGAAAUAUGGUGAAAUUAUAUCAGAGCAAGAGAGACGGGGAUUUAUAGAAAAGAUUAACGAUGUUGCACAAACUUCAAAUGCAGUCCACUAUAUUCCCCACCACCCUGUGCGAAAGGAAUCAUCUACCACUCCUAUUCGUAUCGUGUAUGACUGUAGUUGUAAACAGUCAUCUAGUCAACCUAGCCUGAACGACUGCCUGGAGUCUACAGCACCUGUGCUGAAUGAAUUAACGUCUAUAUUGAUGCGAUUUCGAUUGAAAAAGUACGCUGUAACCACUGACAUAGAAAAAGCUUUCCUACAUGUGGGACUACAAGAAAAAGACAGGGAUGUUACCCGGUUUUUGUGGCUCACUGAUCCUAGUGAUCCUAAAUCUCAACUUUGCACAUACCGAUUCAAAGCAGUGUUGUUCGGCGCGACGUGCUCACCGUUCAUUCUUAACGCCACUAUUCUCAAACACCUGGAAUUGAACAAAACAAACAAAGCAGCCGAGAUUAUAAAGAGAGAUUUAUAUGUUGACAAUAUACUCUCUAGUUUUGAAGAAAAAAGAGAUCUACUCACCUAUUUCCGUGAUGCACGUGAUCUGAUGAAAUGUGCCAGUAUGAACUUAAGAUCGUGGUCUUCUAACAACUCCGAACUAAAAGCUAUCGCCACACGAGAAGGAGUCAUAGAUAGAGAUGAAGUAACAAGGUACUAG
Molecule: messenger RNA, 1575 nt
Organism: Mercenaria mercenaria
Lineage: Eukaryota; Metazoa; Mollusca; Bivalvia; Venerida; Veneridae
Exons: 1
Coding region: 1-1575 (524 amino acids)
Source: RefSeq, a predicted model, not a curated record